Molecule: messenger RNA, 2367 nt
Organism: Cornus florida
Lineage: Eukaryota; Viridiplantae; Streptophyta; Magnoliopsida; Cornales; Cornaceae
Product: cytochrome f
Exons: 1
Coding region: 3-965 (320 amino acids)
Biological process (GO): photosynthesis
Cellular component (GO): thylakoid membrane; chloroplast
Molecular function (GO): heme binding; electron transfer activity; iron ion binding
Source: RefSeq, a predicted model, not a curated record
CCAUGCAAACUAGAAAUACUUUUUCUUGGAUAAAGGAACAGGUUACUCGAUCCAUUUCCGUAUCGCUCAUGAUAUAUAUCAUAACUCGGGCAUCCAUUUCAAGCGCAUAUCCCAUUUUUGCACAGCAGGGUUAUGAAAAUCCACGAGAAGCGACGGGGCGUAUUGUAUGUGCCAAUUGCCAUUUAGCUAAUAAGCCCGUGGAUAUUGAAGUUCCACAAGCGGUACUUCCGGAUACUGUAUUUGAAGCAGUUGUUCGAAUUCCUUAUGAUAUGCAACUGAAGCAAGUUCUUGCUAAUGGUAAAAGGGGGGCUUUGAAUGUGGGGGCUGUUCUAAUUUUACCUGAGGGGUUUGAACUAGCGCCUCCCGAUCGUAUUUCUCCCGAGAUGAAAGAAAAGAUAGGCAAUCUAUCUUUUCAGAGCUAUCGCCCCAAUAAAAAAAAUAUUCUUGUGAUAGGCCCCGUUCCUGGUCAGAAAUAUAGUGAAAUCACCUUUCCUAUUCUUUCCCCAGACCCCGCUACGAAGAAAGAUGUUCACUUCUUAAAAUAUCCUAUAUACGUAGGCGGAAACAGGGGAAGGGGUCAGAUUUAUCCCGACGGGAGCAAGAGUAACAAUACAGUUUAUAAUGCUACAGCAGCGGGUAUAGUAAGCAAAAUCGUACGAAAAGGAAAGGGGGGGUAUGAAAUAACCAUAGCAGAUGCGUCGGAUGGACGUCAAGUAGUUGAUAGUAUCCCUCCAGGGCCCGAACUUCUUGUUUCAGAGGGCGAAUCUAUCAAAUUUGAUCAACCAUUAACAAGUAAUCCGAAUGUGGGCGGAUUUGGUCAGGGAGAUGCAGAAAUAGUACUUCAAGAUCCAUUACGUGUCCAAGGUCUUUUGUUCUUCUUGGCAUCUGUUAUUUUGGCACAAAUAUUUUUGGUUCUUAAAAAGAAACAGUUCGAGAAGGUUCAAUUGUCCGAAAUGAAUUUCUAGAUUCGCGGAUUUAUCAACAUCAAGUUCGUAAAAAUUCUCGUUGGCGAUUAUGUAUGGUCAAAAAAUUUAAUUAUGAAAGAAAAACUUUUGCUUGUUUAUAUUCUUUUUCUACUAGAUGCCGGGAAUUCCUUGUACUGUGUUCCUAGUCAUAGAGUAUGUAGAUUGUAAAGAAUACUAUUUUACUUUCCCCUUUCUUUGUUUUUUUAAUCCAAAUUGGGGCGGUGCGACUGUGUUACUAUUUCCAGAUUUAAAUGUCAUAAAAUACACCAAUCGUUUUUUAUUCGACGAGAAUCAAUUCGACUAGAUACUAGACAUAAGUAAGCGGGGAAUAAAAACGGAUAAAUGCUGGGAAAAAAAAUUCUAGAAGGGAUUCUUCGUCUUACUAGUCUUCGACACAAGAAGGGGGUGUGGAAAAUGCCUUUUCUUGUGUCGAAAUAAUAAUGAUUCUUGAUCCCGUUCGUCAAAGGUUCCUAUUCUUAGUUUCGAUUUUUCCAGAUUUAUCAGAACUUUUUUACGUAUAAUAUAAUAAGUAGCGGACAAACAAAAAAAGAGAGGGAAAUUUAUUGAGUAAAUAAAACUUCUUCAAUAAACUUAUAAAAAAUAAUGUAAAUUUUGAUGAGAUACUAAAAGAAAAUAAAUAGAGUAAGAGUAAGGUUCGAUUAGUAUCGAAAGGGUUUGCAUUCUAUUUAAUUUACAGAAAUAUCGAUUAUGUCAUCCAGGAAAUCGGAGGAUUCAUUCUUUCUUCUAACUUGAAAAGUAUCGAUACUAUUGAAGACCCGGUGUUCCGAAUCAAUCCAAUGAAGUUCAUUUUUCAAAAAAUCAUCACAUCAGAGAAGGGUGGAAUGGAGUUUUUUGAAAUAUCGGAAAAAAUCCGUUUUGUCAUAUUUAUGAAAAAAGUAUUAUGAUUAUUAAGAACUCAACGGGACCUUUCCUCCCGAAUCAGACAAACAAAGAAGGGAAUCCCGUUGAGUUCUUACGCUUUCAUGUCUACAACUCAAUUCAUCCAAUUACUACAGGGAUGAACCCAAUCCGGAAUAUGAACCAUAAAAGAAAAUACCUAUUAAACCGAUUACAAGAAUACCAGUUACAGUACCUAUUAGCCAAAGAGGAAUCCUUCCAGUAGUAUCGGCCAUUUACCCCACUUCCCUCCACAUUUUAUCAAGCGGUCAUGCUAGAGACAUAAACAGUCAUGGAUAAUUAUGAGAUGAGAUCCUUCGAAUGGGCUAAGAGAAUUCCUAGAAUUCUAUUAUUCUCUUUCCUUUUCUUAAUUGAAGAAAUAAUUGGAAAAUAAAACAGCAAGUACAAAAAUGAGUAAUAACCCCCAGUAGAGACUGGUACGAUUCAAUUCGACAUUUUGUUCGUUCGGGUUUGAUUGUGUCAUAGCUCUAUAAUUCGAAUUAGA